Phytophthora sojae is the source of this 1872-nucleotide messenger RNA. RefSeq lists its product as hypothetical. The record is from RefSeq and is a predicted model, not a curated record. The transcript has 4 exons. Lineage: Eukaryota; Oomycota; Peronosporomycetes; Peronosporales; Peronosporaceae. Gene Ontology annotation, molecular function: ATP hydrolysis activity; ATP binding; ATP-dependent chromatin remodeler activity. Bases 1 to 1872 code for a protein of 623 amino acids. Gene Ontology annotation, cellular component: nucleus.
AUGGUGGUCGGAGACGAUGAGACGACGAGCGUGGAGGCCGCGAGCCCGCUGGCGUCGGACCUCGACCAAGCCGCAGUCGACGAGGAGAUGGACGAGUAUGGCCGCGUGCGACUACCGGUUGGCUCCGCUCCCAUCGACAGCCAAGAGCAGAGAGACAACGCUAUGUGGAUCGCGCGAGAGAUCAAGCCCUUGCUGAAGCCGCACCAAGUCGAAGGCGUCCAGUUCCUGCACUCGCAUGUGACCGCAGGUCGAGGCUGUAUCCUGGCAGACUACAUGGGACUCGGCAAGACCCUGCAAGUCAUCACAGUUAUCUAUUCCUUCCUAGUGGACGAGCUCGAGGCGAGAAAGCGGCGUAGCAAAAAGAGGGACUCUCAGAAACCUCGUACGAACAAGAAGGAGCCGCAAGCAGCGGUAGAUCAACAAGAGAAGGCUCGCGAGGAGGUGGAGGAGCCACCGGCAACGGUGCUGGUGCUCUGUCCAGCCAUUUGCUUGCCGAAUUGGGACUCGGAGUUUAAAAAGUGGCUGGGUGCCGAAGCGCGCGAGCGCUGCCCCGUUGGUGCCGCCACUGCUGACCUUCUGACGGCAUACGCUGCGCUGCUACAGGUAAUGAACCACCCGGAUAUUAUUUAUUCCAAACUGUGUCCUUCGUUGGACGAUGGCUCUGCGUUGCUGCUGGAAGAUGACGAGGAGCCCAAUGACGAUCUGCUGCCGUUAGACGAUUCGAGUGGCUGGGCAUGGGAGAGUGAAGAGCGCUUGCAGGAGAAACGACAGAUUGCUGCGGCUCAAAGGCGUCGAAAGCGCCAAAAGCUCUCGGACACACAGAAAUCCUACGAGUGGGCACGCUCGGCAAUGCUUCAAGGCAGCGCAAAAGCAAACAGGAGAAACACGACGCCUGAAGGAGUCUUGGAACCAUCAACGCGAGCUUUGCCGAGCCCGUAUCACUUGGAAGUGCUGGAAAACAGUGGGAAGAUGGCUGUGCUCAUGCGCAUCGUGGAGGAAAGCUUUGCGUGCGGCGAUAAGGUGGUCGUGUUCUCUCAGAGCGUUCCUACGCUCAAAGUGAUUUCCGACUUCCUGCGCGCGAGCGCCUUCAGCCCAUCGCUCGCCGCGGACAACGCAGCCAAGUCUCGGAAGCAAGAAGGUGCGGCUAACAAAAUCAAGCGCCGCAGAAUCGCUGUGCGCCCGAAUCGUGACCCCGCUGGGAUUUUGCGCAAACGACGGAACCAAGCUGGCGCCAACGCCGCCGCCGCUCGGAAAUUCACUGCCACAGCUCCAAGUGUGGCAACAAACGAGUGGUUCUUACAAAUUGACGGCAGUACCAACGGCGCUAAGCGCAUGGAGUACAUCCAGCGCUUUAGCUCGGCUGAGUCGCCGGUCAAGCUGCUUUUGGUGUCUACGCGCGCUGGUGCAGAGGGUAUUAAUCUUCACGCGGCAAAUCGACUCGUGCUGUUCGACGUGAGCUGGAACCCUUCUAACGACCACCAGUCCAUGUGCCGUUCGCACCGCAUCGGCCAGGCCAAGACUGUGCACGUGUACAGACUAGUGAGCACGGGCACGAUGGAGCGCAUGAUCUACGAGCAGCAGAUCAAGAAGGUCGACCUGUCCAUCUCCGUGGUGGACAGCCACGAGGUUGGCGACCAGACGGAGCGCGGCUCUAGCGUGGCUGUCUCGGACACGGGCUCACCGGCCAAGGAGCCGUUCAGCGGGUUCCUGCAGCCGCCCACCGAGGCCGCCUACGACAAGGAGCUGGCGGUCGAGGACUCCAUGUUCGAAGGCGACAGCGUCUUGGCCUCGUGCGCCAAGCAGGUGGGUCGCUGGAUCGCUGACGUCCAUCGCGUGCACGAGCCCCUGGACGAUGACAAGCAGUCGGCGUAG